AAAGAGAUCACUGGGACCGUUACUGCGGCAUCUCUUCAAAUGAAAACAACAAAUUGCAAAACAAAACCAUCGUGAAAUAGCUGGCCUUGCAUUCUUUAAUAAUACAUUUUCAAAAUGACAGUCUAGAUUUUAUUAAAAUCAACUUUGGAUAUUGUAGAUUUUCUUGAUAUAUAGUGAAGUAUAUAUAUAUAUAUUAUUUAGAUCGAAAAUUAAAAAUUUUUAUAAAUUAACUUAUACAAAUCGAAAAUUCCAACUUUUAAAAUUAAUUUUAAGAUCUGCUUUAUUAAAACAACCAAGAUAAUCUAGUCGUUUAAUUAUCUAGUAUACAAGAGUUAUAUCUGUACUUUGAACUAUACUGUGCUAUGCAUCGGCGGAACACAAGAAACGAAACUUUGGAAAAGCCAUCAAGAAAUGAACCAUCUUCAAGGGAUAAAAGUAAUAAUGAAAAUGAAAUUCGAAAUUCAGCUUACAGGCGCUUUUGUGAACGCAUUUCUUUCAUGAAAUACAUUUUUAUCAUUCUGAUCAUUCCUCCUAUUUUAAAUUAUGCUUCAUUAAAAAGAGAGAGUUCUGUUCUUCUUCCUGCAGAAGGGGAACAAAUUGACAUGGGAUGGGGACAAAAGAUGUUUAUCAGCUGUAUUGGCAAAGGUGUUCCUACAAUUAUUUUGGAUGCUCCAACUGGAGGUACUUCUGAUGUUUGGUAUUUAGUUCAACAACAGUUAUCGAAAAUCUCAAAAGUUUGUGUUUAUGAUCGAGCUGGACUAGGAUUCAGUGAUCUACCUUUUGUAAAUGAAAUAAAUAGAAAUCAAAAAACAGAGAAUAGAAAAUUUGUAUCUCAGGUUGCUACCUUGGAGCAAAUGACAUGCGAUUUGCAUCAUCUAGUCACAGUUGCCAGACCUAUUGAUCGACCUUUUAUUAUGGUUGGUUCAGAAACUGGGGCACUCAUUGCUAGGCAUUAUAGCCUCACGUAUCCAGGAGAUGUGUCAGAUAUUAUUCUACUUAAUCCUUUGGUAGAAGAUUUAUUUUGGAGACAAAAAGAGGAUUGGAAUAAUUAUUGGAAUAUGCAUUUAUUGCCUUCUUUACAGUCUCUCCAGCUAUCUGCUUAUGUUGGAAUAUCACGUAUUGCUGCACUUUUAGGCUGGUUGAAACCUGAUGUGUAUGGUGGGUCAGUACCCAAAGAAGUUGAACUUAGGCAACUGUCUCAUUUGUGCAACCCUAGUCACAUGAGUGCUGUAUUUCAUGAGCAUUUGCUAUUAAACACAAGUUUUGUACAAAUGAAUGAAGUAUGGCAAACAAAACCUUUUCCCACUAAUAUAUCAGUGUCUGUAAUAAACAGCAGGCAAUUUGAAAAAAUACCUUCUCAUCUGCAAAAGGCAUGGCAGCAGUCUCAGCUGUACUUGCGACAGAGUCUUCAUCCCACUGCUUCAUAUUAUAUCACAGAUGGAACUGCAGGCCAAUUGUAUAAUGAGCCUGUAACAAUUUGCUCCAAAGUGCAGAAAUUGGUUUAUGAUUGGCGACUUAAAUUUGAGACUUAUCCUACGGUUCAUACAUUUCGGGAACAUGAUACACUCUUUGAAUAAAAAUUAUUAAUUGUGUCUACUUA
Argiope bruennichi is the source of this 1600-nucleotide messenger RNA. RefSeq lists its product as uncharacterized. The coding region runs from base 363 to 1577 and encodes 404 amino acids. The transcript has 12 exons. The record is from RefSeq and is a predicted model, not a curated record. Lineage: Eukaryota; Metazoa; Arthropoda; Arachnida; Araneae; Araneidae.